Molecule: messenger RNA, 436 nt
Organism: Eubalaena glacialis (North Atlantic right whale)
Lineage: Eukaryota; Metazoa; Chordata; Mammalia; Artiodactyla; Balaenidae
Product: ATP synthase subunit g, mitochondrial
Exons: 1
Coding region: 60-371 (103 amino acids)
Biological process (GO): proton motive force-driven ATP synthesis
Molecular function (GO): proton transmembrane transporter activity
Source: RefSeq, a predicted model, not a curated record
GGGUGACAUUCAGCCGGCCAGUCGGGGCGACGGGCUUUCUGUCCUAGAACCAUAGAACCAUGGCCCAGUUUGUCCGUAACCUCGCGGAGAAGGCCCCGGCGCUGGUCAGCGCUGCUGUGACUUACUCGAAGCCUCGAUUGGCCACAUUUUGGCACUAUGCCAAGGUUGAGCUGGUUCCUCCAACCCCUGCUGAGAUCCCUACAGCUAUUCAGAGCUUGAAAAAAAUUAUCAGUAGUGCUCAAACUGGUAGCUUCAAACAGCUCACAGUUAAGGAAGCUCUACUGAAUGGUUUGGUGGCCACUGAGGUGUGGAUGUGGUUUUAUGUUGGCGAGAUCAUAGGCAAGCGUGGCAUCAUUGGCUAUAAUGUUUGAAGACCAAUCUUUGCUUUGUUAUUUGGGUGUUCUUGGACCAUGUGUGAGCAGACCGCUAUUUGAAU